Molecule: messenger RNA, 1005 nt
Organism: Kazachstania africana CBS 2517
Lineage: Eukaryota; Fungi; Ascomycota; Saccharomycetes; Saccharomycetales; Saccharomycetaceae
Gene: RPC40
Product: DNA-directed RNA polymerase core subunit RPC40
Exons: 1
Coding region: 1-1005 (334 amino acids)
Biological process (GO): DNA-templated transcription
Cellular component (GO): RNA polymerase III complex; RNA polymerase I complex
Molecular function (GO): protein dimerization activity; DNA binding
Source: RefSeq, a predicted model, not a curated record
AUGUCUAACAUUGUCGGUAUUGAAUAUAACCGUGUGACUAAUACAACUUCGAAUGAUUUCCCUGGGUUUUCAUCCUCCGGUGAUAAUGCAUGGGACGUCGAAAAGUUUAGAGAAUCUUUUGAUGUGAAAAUUAGCUCAAUGAAUGAAAGAGAAGCUAACUUUGACUUGGUUCACAUUGACACUUCCGUUGCUAAUGCCUUCCGUCGUAUAAUGAUAUCUGAAGUUCCAGCUGUUGCAGUUGAAUACGUUUACUUCUUGAAUAACACAUCGGUUAUCCAAGAUGAAGUAUUGGCUCAUAGAAUUGGUUUGGUUCCAUUAAAAGUCGAUCCAGAUAUGUUGACGUGGAUUGACAGCUCUUUACCAGACGAUGAAAAAUUCACUGAUGAAAAUACUAUCGUCUUAACAUUAAAUGUCAAAUGUACCAGAAAUCCAGAUGCCCCAAGAGAUUGUACCGAUCCAAAUAUUCUUUAUAGAAACUCCAACGUUUAUGCAAGCGAUUUAAAAUUUGAACCACAGGGUAAGCAAGUAGAAACUUUUGCUAACAAUGCUGUUGUCCCAUGUGAUCCAAAAAUCUUACUAGCUAAGCUAAGGCCAGGUCAAGAAAUUUCUUUGAGAGCACAUUGUAUUUUGGGUAUUGGUAGUGAUCAUGCUAAAUUCUCCCCAGUUGCAACAGCUUCUUAUAGAUUACUACCUCAUAUCGAAAUCACUGAACCUAUAACAGGUGAGUCUGCCAAGAGGUUCCAAAAAUGUUUCCCAGCCGGCGUUAUUGGCAUAAAAGAAAAUGGUGAUGCAUAUGUACAAGAUUCAAGAAAAGAUACUGUUUCUAGAGAAGUAUACAGACAUGAGGAAUUCAAUGGUAAAGUUAAACUGGGAAGAAUAAGAGAUCAUUUUGUUUUCAAUGUUGAAAGUACCGGCGCUAUGACACCAGAAGAAAUUUUUUUCAAAUCUGUCAGAAUAUUGAAAAACAAGGCUGAAUAUUUGAAAAAUUGUCCUAUUGGCCAAUAA